Notolabrus celidotus (New Zealand spotty) is the source of this 4457-nucleotide messenger RNA. RefSeq lists its product as uncharacterized. Bases 133 to 1242 code for a protein of 369 amino acids. Gene Ontology annotation, cellular component: cytoplasm; axon. The transcript has 10 exons. Lineage: Eukaryota; Metazoa; Chordata; Actinopteri; Labriformes; Labridae. The record is from RefSeq and is a predicted model, not a curated record.
ACGUCCCUCCUCCCUCCACGUCUCUCCCUCUCUCUCCUCUCAGCUUCACCGCCCCGUUCAGUGUCUCACAGCCGAAAACAGAGGACCAUCCGAGGGUCUAACUGGCCGUCCACCGAGCUCCGUGCGGCAGUCAUGGCGGCGCCGUUAGCCCACUUCGACGAGGACUGGCAGGAUUUUAACGAGUUCAAGCCGACCUCCGCGACGGCAGAGCAGCUGGACCAGCUCAACUCCAACGUGGGCGAUCCGUCGUCGUCGGGCCUCGAUGAUUUCUCCGACCUGGACAACAGUUUCUCCGGGGAGAUCUGCAGCUUCAAAUCGAUGGAGGACCUCGUUCACGACUUCGACGAGAAGCUGACAGUGUGUUUCCGAAACUAUAACACCACGACUGAGAACAUAGCCCCCAUUAAACCCAUCACGGAGGAUAACUACCUGAAAGACGAUGAGGUGUGGAACGCUCUGACAGACAAUUAUGGCAACGUGAUGGCAGUCGACUGGAAGACCUCGCACACGCGCUCCCUACACCUGCCCACUCUUAACCUUGUUGAUCAUGAGAAGUUGGAUAACCAGUCUCUGGAUCUGUCUGAUGACGAAGAGCUGAGGGAGCAGAUGGACAUGCACUCCAUCAUUGUGUCCUGCAUCAACGAUGAGCCGCUCUAUACAGCUGAGCAGGUGAUAGAGGAGAUCGAGGAGAUGAUGCAGGAGUCUCCGGACCCCGAUGAUGACGACAGUCCCUCACAGUCCGACUUGUCCAUGCUCUCUCAGGACCUCCACGUCCUGAAACGUUCAGGUUCCAACACCAGCUACGAGGACCGGCUGCGUCAGCUGUCGGUGUCCGAGCUGACGGACACUCUGGAGGAAGUGGAGACUGCCAUUCGACGCUACAGCGAGGAGCUGAUCCAGGCUCUGGCCCUGCGGGACGAACUGGACUAUGAAAAAGAGGUGAAGAACAGCUUCAUCUCUCUGCUGAUCGACGUGCAGAACCGACAGAAGGAGCACCGCGAGCUGCUGCGGAAGAAGAAGAAAAUCCGAGGCACAACCACAACCGGACCCAACGGCCAGAGGACAGCCAGCACGCACAUACCGGGCACGUACCUGACCACAGUUAUCCCAUAUGAGAAGAAAGCAUGUCCUCCCCCAGUUGAAGAUCUCCAGAUCCUCACUAAGAUCCUCCACGCCAUGAGGGACGAUAGCGAGAAGGUGCCUGCCCUCCUAACAGAUUACAUUCUCAAAGCUCUGGUAUGAGAGCUGUGGAAACUGAGUACUCUGUCCCACAUAAAGCCAUGGGAGAGCCUCCUGUUUCCAGAACCAUCCAGAUCGAGACAUCACAAGGGUUCUGGUGAUCCGCAAUAACCGCAAUAGAGGAUUUCAAAUCCAUCUUCUCCUUCCUGUUUUUCAACAUAGACUUUGCUCCUUGCAUUUUUCAACUUUUUAAACUCCACCACUUGUUGCCCAAAUGGUUUUAACUCCAGAUAUAAUCCCCGGUCUGUAUAGUUCUUUCAUAUUUUAACUUUUUAAUGCCUGAGUGAUACAACCCUGUAUAUCCUGACAGCAUGAUGACUCAUCUCUGGAUGCCAGUAAUCAGUAUUAAUCCAUAACCUCACUUCCUGAUUUUACAGCACUCUUAAAUAGAGAAGAAUCAGUUGACUAUAUUUUAAUUUGCUUCAUCAGAGAAAAAAGAAGAACAAUCUUUCACUUUUGUUCUACAUUAAUGUAAAAAAAACUAAUCCUGUUUGAGUCUCAAGUCUCACUUAGGUCGUGUUUUCAAGCAUGACUCCUGUUUGGAAACUUUUAUUAUUCAGUUGCGUUAUACAGAGAUUUGGGGUUGAAAACUCUGCUUGCUAAGAAUCACAGAGCAAACCCUUUAAAAAUCCCAGAUCACAUGUCCAACUGUCGCUGCAUGUUGAUUUUUGGGGGGUUUCUGCUCAACAGUAGCUGUUAGCUGAAUGUUCAAAUGAAAUAUUUUGUAUAUGAUUGAGAGAAAUUGCACAGUUUGGGGAACUUUUUUAACGUUUUGCAUAAAGGGAAAAACACAUGAAAUGACUUGAGAAAGUAAUAGCUGGAUGAACAAACAUGUAAAGCAUAUUUUUGGAGGAGGAGUGGGGUUAUUUUUGUGAGAUUAGGGACUUUCUAGUAGCCACUUUUGCGACCAGAUCGCAACAUAAUUUUUGUAAAUGCUGUCCAUUGACCCUCUGAGCCCUCGAGUAGUGACCGCCACCACUGACAACUUUAUCACUUCCCCCAGGAGUUGUCUUAACAUUCAAAUACCUCGUUUGUCGUAAUUGCAUUAUUAGAAAAAUAGUCACAUGAUUAGUCGAGUAAAGAUUAUGUUAGGUUUGAUAAUUGUGUAGCUUCCUUUAAAACUGUGGGUAAACCCUCUAAUUGUUGUGAUACUUCUGUGUAGCACUUUAGUCUGUCAGUGAUCUGGUCAUGUAGUAGUUGAAACGUGAUGGAAGUACUCAAGGUACGCAUACUUCACUAGAUUAGCAUUAGAGGUAACUUAGAGGCUUUAAGCUAGUGGUGCCAAAAGCAUGUCAACAUGAGAAAUUGUUGUCAUACAUCCUGUUCCAUCUGUUCACCCUUUUGGCCAUCAUGUAAAUUCAAACAUUGAAGGGGUACUACAAUGAUUUUUGCACAGUGCUAUUUAGGGGUGAGUAUUACCAAGAAUCUCACAAUACGAUACGCAUCACGAUACGAUAGUAUCAUGAUAUAUCAUGAUAUCACAAUAUUAUGAUAUUGUGAUAUUGUAAUAGGACAAAUUAAGUCAAAACUAUUUGAUUGAAAACAACUUUUCAACUUUAUUGCUUCUGGAAUACUGAAGUUAUAUUUUAGUUCCAACUCGGCUAAAAUGUGAACUUUUAUUAUUACAAAAAUAUCGAUAUUAAGAGUUGAAAUAUCAAUAUCACAAUAUCACUGUAAAAACAUAUCAGUGAUUUUUUUUCCCAAGAGGCUAAAAGUCAAAGUAUCUUGAAACUGAAACAUAGUGAAUUGGGAAAAUUUAUCAAAAAAUGGCAAAUUUAAGAAACUUCCAAUCUUAUUCUUUUGAGUUUUAUUUGUCUAAAUGUAGACUAUGAAAGUUCCCAAAUGGGAAGUCACUGCGGCACCCCUUUAAAACCACGUACACCAAAUCAAGCAUCACACGCCUACAAUCUGAUACGACUAACACUCAGAUCACCAGCUACUACAGGUGCACCACACACUGUCAGAUCAGGUCUAGUCUAGCUCUCAGGUAAAAUCAUCAGUGUUAGUAGUUUAUACUCUUAUUCUGAAAGGUACUGACAUUCCUGAGCCUUUGUAUAUUUCUGUCAACGUGAUCAGCUAGACCCGCUGCACUUUUAUCUUUUACACUCUGAACACCUGAAGGAAGUCAAAUCAGGGUCGCAUUACAAAUGUUAAUUGUCGUUAUUUGUUGAAACACAGUUUGGAAUCCUUUCCCUGCUUUAGUGGUAACAGUAGUAGUUGUAGCCAGCUGCAGUAGCAUUCGCUUGGCGUAGCAUUCUAGUGUCAAUAGCGUAGUUGUAACUUCCAGCAGCAAACUUUGAUUGAUUAGGAAAUCAGUGGCUCAAACAUAGGAGAGUUAUACUCUUUAAUAAGAAGUGUUUACUUCUAUAAGUUACAUUUUUGAAGCAUCUCUCUGAUGCAUGCAGGCAGGUUAGAGAGGGCAUCAGAAGACGAUAAGGGGUGUGAUAAAGGACAUGGACGUUUGGGAGGAUUGCACAGAGCAUUGAGUCAAUACGAGGGGUUCAUUUACUCUUAAAGAAAGACAAAGCUUGUUGUAUCAUAUUAACUAUUUAUACGUAACUGUUCUUUUUUUUCCCUUCUUUGAACAUUCGUAGCUUAGCAUGUGCUUCGUGCACUUAACUGCUAAAAACAUAUUUUUUAACAUAAAAGGGAAACAUGCAUGUUAUAAAGUCAGCGCAGAUAAAGAAAAGCAGAUUUGUUAGAAAUGUAUCAAAAAGGGUUAAAGUUAAACUUGAAAAGGCUAGUGGAGGUAGAACUCACGCCAGUCAUUUAAAUCAAAUCAUUAGCUGAUAAGAUAUUUUAAAUCUUGAUGAUCAAUACGACAACUUUGUAAAUCAGUCUUUUGUUUUUUAAUGGAAUGGCAGUCAGCAUGGAGGAGAGUAGUGUUUCCUCUGAUCUCCUGUUAGCAGACGUAUCAGUGUAUCUACAAUUUAGAGAUUUAUAUUUAUAUAUUUACAACAAAACAAGCAACAGAAUAAAGAGGCUGCCUUUGUAAAUGCCUGAACAAUUUUGUACAUUAAACCAACUUUUUGUUUUUAAUGCAAUACAACUCCCAGUUUGGGUUUUUAUGUUUACUGUCUCAUGUGGUACUGCAGUAUAUUAAUUUAUUAUGUAAAUGUUCGUUUUGUAACCAUAAUAUUGACUGUAAUGGUACAAGUGUCUUGUGCCCUCAUUGCAUUGCAACUCAUUUCAAAUAAAUUAAUAUGUGAUGACUUCAA